UAAAUAAAAGGCAUUUGUGGUUUUGAAGAACUCUGUUUCCUUUCUUUGGCUUACCAGAUCCAAUCUGAGAGUAUAAAGGCCUUUUCAGCGGAAAAAAGAUUACAGUUUUAGCAGUGCUAUUUAUAUUCUCAGUUCCAGUGUCUAAAUCUUUAUUCAUUUUUGGCUACAUUGUUCUCCAAAUAAAAGGUCUGUUACAUUUUUUGUCUGUUUCCAUUGUUGCAGAAUCUAGUGGCUCUGUUUUCUCCGAACUAAGCAAGCAGCUAAUAAUCGCGGGAAGUUAAGGAAAAAGCAUCAUGUUCCGGACAUCACCACGCAGGAGCCAGAGAUCAAAAGGUUUUAAGGUAAAGCAUGCUUUACAAAUAUGUCUUCUACUUGGUGUUGGAAUCUGGCUGCUUUACCAAAUCAGGCACUCUCACGACAAGAAAGUGGCAUAUGAUGAUGGUGUGAAAAAAGUGGCAUAUGAGGGUAGUGUCAAAAGUAGGAAUGAGAUGAUGAAGGUUGUGGGGAGAAAGGGCCUUCCUGGAGCCGAGGAAACUGUCGUUAGAGAUGUGAGACCUAAAGAGGAAGAAGAUGAAAGCAAGAAUGAAGAAGAAACUAAGCUUGAUGGCAACGUUGGCACUGGGGAUGGAGAUGGUGAAAUUCAUGAAGAUCAGUUUAACGAUAAAACUGAAGAUGGAACUGAGCAUAGCGGGGAUUCAACUGAUGGGGAGAAGGAGGGUGAAGAAAACAAGGAGAAUGUUAGUGAAGAUAAGAGUAAUGAAGAGAACAAAGGAAAUGAUGACGGUGAAGAAAAUGUGAAUGUAGAGAGUAAAGAGACCGAUAUUCCAGAAAGCAAGGAUGGGGAAAAGGAAGGAAAGGAGAAUGAAGAGACUGAAAGUCAAGAUAAGGCGAAUCAAGGGAGUGAAGGAAACGAAAGUAAAGUGAAGGAAAGUGCAGAGGAGAGUCAAGGAGCAGAAAUUAAAGAAGUUGUAGACAAAAGCGAUGGGGAUGAAACUAAAGAGACAGAAAAUAAAAUUGAAAAUUCAGGUUCAACAGAAGAUCAGGUUAACGAUGGAAAUGAUGAACAUAAUAAGGAGGCAAGAGAAGAGCAUUACAAGGGAGAUGAUGCUUCCAGUGCAGUUGUCCAUGAUACUCAAAAUUUAACACCUGGAGAAGAGCAAGGUAAUUCCGAGAAAACUAAUGAUGUGGAACAGGUAGAUAGCAAAGAGAAGAAUGAACUUGAUGCCAGUAAAACAAAUACCGGUGAGGCAAUUGAUGUUAAUCAAAAUGAAGUUGCAAAUGCAACAGAAAAUGAACCGAUGGAAAAGAACAAUGCAGAUAGUGAAGAGGGUGACAAUGAAAAUAGUAAGCAAGGGUCAGAGAAUGGUUCCCAUGAUUCAUCCACAGUAGCAACAGAUUCAAAUGAGCAGCAGCAGGUGGAUUCUAAUUCCAUUCCGGUUGCUUCAGAAAGUAAUGAUUCCUCUCUACAGAAUCAAAGUGAAACACAAGAUAACACAAUGUCAAAAGAAGAGUCAGCUGCAGAUGAUGCUGUGAAGGAUCAAACUGAGAAAUCUGGUUCAGAUGCCAGCAGCCAACAAUCAGAUUCAAAUGCUUCACCUUCCACUACAACUGAGAAUAUAGGGUCAACUGAUCAAGAAUCAACAGAUUCUAACAAUUCUGAAUCUGUUGAGAAAUCUGACUCAGAUGCCAGUAUUCAGCAAUCAGAUUCAAAUGCAACGCCUUCCACUACAACUGAGAAUGUAGAGUCAACUAAUCAAGAAUCAACAGAUUCUAACAGUUCAGAGUCCACUGUGUCUAAUGAACAAACUGUCAACUCCAAUGAACCUUCAUCAGGAAGCCAAAAUGAUGAUUCUGUUCAAGGUGAAAAGUCCGAUAGUAAUUACGGAGAGGGAAAUCAAGAAAUUGUCCUACCAACAAAUAAGGAUGAAAAUACAGAUGCAGCAGGGCAGACGGAACAUAUUGAUUCUUCCAAUUCCCAAGAGAAAGACACAUCAUCAGCUUCAAAUAACAAUGGCGAUGCUGGCCAAAAGGAACAAUCUCAUGUGUCCUCGGACACAGAUGAAGAGGGUAAUGCUGGCCAAAAGGAACAAUCUGAUGUCUCCUCAAACACAAAUGACCAUGGUGAUUCGGGCCAGAAUCAUGAUGACAAUAAUGCAGUUCAGAGCGACACAGACAAUGGCAAUGUAAAUGGCAGUGCAGACACAAACCAAAAGGAGCAGGCUGAUACGAACAGCAGUGAUGCUGGUCAGAAUGACAAUAACAGUUCAGUCCAAAGCAACGCAAAUGAUGAAAAUAGCAAUACAAAUGACAGUACAGAUGCAAACCAAGAACAAGUUAGUUCCUCCGAAUCCUCAACAUCCCAAGAAGAGAAAGAUGCACCCUCAAACACUUAUAGCAACACUGAUGUCAACCAAAAUGACUCAAAUAAUUCAUCUCAGAAUGAUUCAUUGAAUUCUUCAGUUUCUCAAGAAGAAAAAGAGGCACGAACCGAUUUGGGAACCUUGCCGGAAACAGGAAACCAUGGGAUUAAUGGUGGGGAUGAUGCAACUGAGUAAAGUUUCUACUAAGUAAUUGUGUAUGCAACCAAAUAUUCUUGUCGUAAAGAUUUUGUACUUUUUUUUUAUUGACCCUGAGAUGAUCAGGCCAAUUUAUAGGGUUCUAUGGUGAUUAUUUGCUUUAUUCCAAUCACAGUGCACUAUUGUUGUGUAUGCUUAAUUGAGACAAAAUUAAGUUUAGAAAAUUAAUUAAGGUUUUGAUAUAUAAUAAUAAGAGAUUCCAAAUUUCGCCA
Molecule: messenger RNA, 2788 nt
Organism: Jatropha curcas
Lineage: Eukaryota; Viridiplantae; Streptophyta; Magnoliopsida; Malpighiales; Euphorbiaceae
Source: RefSeq, a predicted model, not a curated record